AUGAGUGAAGAUGAUGAGGCGCCGAAGGAUUUUAAUGACGCGCUGAGGGGCACAGAAGACGCGUCGGAUUGGCUGAUCGGCGGAAACGGCCGGUCGAAUUCUCACGUGGUGCUGCACGACCGUCUGAUGACCGACGCGCUGUUGGGCAAUGCCCCUAUCAAGGCCGAACACUCGUAUUGUACCACUCACGGGUCUAGCGAAUCGCUGGACGCUAUAGAUUUGGACGAAGAUAGCAGCCAGGACGGAACUUGCAAGCUGACAUUUGAUGAAGUGAGAUGUGAUCGUACCAAUAACAUUGAAAUGAUUAGUAUCAAAGAAGAUACGAAUUCAGUAAAAGAUGAACCGAUGAGUGACCAGGAAUAUGUUGAGACUUCCUCUUGCCCGCCAUCACCAUGUUCUGCGUCUGAUGAUACGCCCAGACAUUAUGGCAAGGUACAGAAAACUAGUUACAAAGAACCCACAACUGUCGUAUUGACCUCUAGAGCAUUCCUUAAUCAACCACACAGAUUAAUCGUCCCAAACUUUGGUCUGAAAAUGGAUGGCACAGGUUUUUCAUUGCCACCCACGCCACCUUCUUCCACGUCAAGCGACAGCGAGGGCGGUAACGUAUCACCGCACCACCGAUCGUCGCCCACACGGCGGUUGUUCCUGUCGACGAUGCCAUCGUCGUGCUCGUCGUCUUCAUCGUCUGCCGCAGCCUCAGCCACCAUUAGCAGCAGCCGGCAGCCUAUACAGACGCCUUUGAUCAGUUGUCAACCAAAAGGUUCUACCGGUGCACUGACGCUUACGGAAGAGGAGAAACGUACCCUGCUGGCCGAAGGCUACCCGAUACCUACCAGGUUGCCAUUGACCAAGGCUGAGGAGAAGUCGUUAAAGAAAAUCCGAAGGAAAAUUAAAAACAAGAUAUCGGCACAAGAAAGCCGACGCAAGAAGAAGGAAUAYAUGGAUACUUUGGAGAGGAAGGUGGAGAUUCUCGUCACCGAAAAUUGCGAGUACAAAAAGAAAAUUGUUAACCUCGAAGAGAGCAAUGGGUCCCUAGUCCAGCAACUGCAAAAAUUGCAGAAAUUACUCGGGCUACAAGCGACCCACAUUAGUCAGCAAUUGAAGACCAAAUAAUUACAAGCUUUUUAGUGGUGUAAAAACUAUAUAUAACGAAUGACCAAUGGUGCAAAUACAAUAUGUUUAGGAGUUUUAGUUCAAUGUCGACAGCUAGUCCAUGAUAUAACUAAAUGCGCUUCUGCGAGUAUUCAUAUUUAACCAUAACACUGCAUGUUUAUAUAAGUACGCUGACGAGAUACUCGCAACGACACAAGAUAAAAUUAUUUAUUUUUGACGUUCAGCCAAUAUUUUAAAGACAGAAUUUUAAUUCACGGCUGAUAGAGUUUAUGAAAUAAUAUGAAAUGCAAAUCACAUUUAUGACUACAUAUAAUAAACGUAUUAUUAUAUUCUGUAAGAAAAAAACGACUGAUGAAAUAAACACCAAUUAUCGGAUAAAAGUGAUGUUUUUGAUGCACUUGUGCAUCAUAAUAAAUCAAAAAUAAUUAACUUUUAAUCUCAUUAUUACUCGUUGUAAGUGCCAAAAUUAUAAUUAUAAACAUAUGUAUGUAAAUUUUUUUAAAUUGCUUGUAUCUGUGCCUGCCACAUGUAUAUGCUAUACAGACGUUAUAUUUUGUCUAUGUUAUAUAUUUAUAAAUCGAUAAACAAACAAUAAUGUUAAGGAUCGUUUUCCUAGAGUAUUAAUAAAAUAAAUUUAUAAUACAAUUUUGUUGUUUGUACCUAAAUUUA
This is a messenger RNA of Diuraphis noxia (Russian wheat aphid), 1785 nucleotides long. RefSeq lists its product as uncharacterized. Gene Ontology annotation, biological process: regulation of transcription by RNA polymerase II. NCBI's taxonomy places the organism in Eukaryota, Metazoa, Arthropoda, Insecta, Hemiptera, Aphididae. The record is from RefSeq and is a predicted model, not a curated record. Gene Ontology annotation, molecular function: cAMP response element binding; DNA-binding transcription factor activity, RNA polymerase II-specific.